Molecule: messenger RNA, 1020 nt
Organism: Loxodonta africana (African savanna elephant)
Lineage: Eukaryota; Metazoa; Chordata; Mammalia; Proboscidea; Elephantidae
Product: olfactory receptor 5AN6-like
Exons: 1
Coding region: 34-1020 (328 amino acids)
Biological process (GO): G protein-coupled receptor signaling pathway
Cellular component (GO): membrane
Molecular function (GO): odorant binding; G protein-coupled receptor activity; olfactory receptor activity
Source: RefSeq, a predicted model, not a curated record
UUUUCUUACUUCCCUAUAGAUCUUAAAAGCACCAUGGCAAUAGCUGAAGGGAGAAACGACACUACAGUUACCAGUUUCAUUCUUUUGGGAUUCUCUGAAUUUCCAAACCUCACCAUUGUCCUCUUUUCAGUAUUCCUAGGGAUCUACCUCAUGACAAUGUCCUGGAAUUUGGGUCUCUUCACACUGAUCAAAAUGGAUUCCCAUCUGCACACACCAAUGUAUUUCUUCCUCAAUAAACUUGCCUUCUUAGAUAUAUGCUAUAUUUCCUCCACAGCCCCCAAGAUGCUCUCAGACUUCUUUCAGGAGCAGAAAUCCAUCUCCUUUACAGGGUGCACCGUACAGUUCUUCUUCUUCUGUAGUUUGGGUUUGACUGAGUGCUGCCUUCUGGCAACCAUGGCUUAUGAUAGAUAUGCUGCCAUUUGCAGGCCUCUACUUUACACAGCCAUCAUGUCCCCUACUCUCUGUCUGAAGAUGGUUGUGGGAUCUUGCAUAACUGGCUUCUUUGGCUCGUUUAUCCAACUGUGUGCCUUACUUCAGCUCCAUUUCUGUGCACCAAAUAUCAUUAACCAUUUCUUCUGUGACCUGCCCCAACUGAUGACCCUGUCUUGCUCUGAUACCUUUUUCUUACAAGUUAUCAUUUCUGUGCUCACAGUGAUCUUUGGACUGAUUUCUGUGCUGAUUAUCAUGAUAUCCUAUGGUUAUAUUGUUGCCACUGUUCUGAAGAUCACUUCAGCUGAAGGCAGGUCCAGGGCUUUCAACACCUGUGCUUCUCACCUGACAGCAGUGACCCUCUUCUACAGCUCAGGCACCUUUGUCUAUUUAUGGCCCAGCUCUGAUGAUUCUCUUAGCCAAAGCAAGCUUGCUUCUAUUUUAUACACUGCGGUCAUUCCCAUGUUAAAUCCAUUGAUCUAUAGUCUCAGAAACAAGGAAAUCAAAGAUGCCCUAAACAGAUGGAAGGAGAGAAUUUUCUCUGACAUUAUUUUUUUACAAGGUUUGCAUAAUUUACUGCAAGAUAAGUGA